AUGGAGUUCAGUUUUGACGAGAAAGACUUCGUAUCGUGCUGUGGAAGCACCAAAUUCGCCAAGGACAUGGUUUUGGCCUCUCCUUUCAGUUCGUUGGAGCACGCAAUUUCUGUCGCUAGGAAAAUUUGGUUCAACAACGUUGAUGUCAACGGUUGGCUUCAGGCCUUCUCUGCGCACCCUCAGAUCGGGCAUACUCACGCUCCCUCUGUCGCAUCUGAAGCCAGUGCUCAGUGGAGUAAGGGAGAGCAAUCAACUGCUUUAUCUACUGCCACUGGUUCUAGCUUACAGGAACUAUCUGAAUGGAAUGCUCAGUAUAGGGAAAAGUUUGGGUUUGUUUUUCUCAUUUGUGCAUCUGGAAGAAGUACUAAUGAGAUACUCGCUGAGCUGAAGAGACGAUAUACAAACAGGCCAAUCGUUGAAUUUGAGAUUGCUGCUCAGGAGCAAAUGAAAAUUACAGAACUACGCCUUGCCAAGCUCUUUUCAAGUAGGGAAGACAUUUCUUCUAAAUCUGCUAAAAAGGCAGAAGAAGAUCGUAUUAGCAUCAUCAGUAGCCAUGUGACUGCUGCUUCAGAGAGUUCAUCAGGUAAACCAAUUCACCAUCCUGCUAGAACCCGCCCCCCCAUUACCACUCACGUGUUGGAUGUUUCCCGGGGCGCUCCGGCUGCUGGCGUUGAGGUACUUCUGGAGGUGUGGAGAGGCGUGCAGUCUCGGCCGCCAUUUGGGGCCACAGGCGGUGGCAGUUGGGUGUUUCAGGGGUCAUCGACAACGGAUCCAGACGGCCGCAGCGGUCAACUGCUGAGCUUAGUUGACGAUGUGAGUCCAGGAAUAUACAGGAUAAGUUUCAACACGGGGAAGUACAUCCCAAAUGGUUUCUUUCCUUAUGUGUCUAUAGUGUUUGAAAUCAAGGAGUCACAAAAAGGGGAACAUUUUCAUGUUCCUCUCCUGCUUUCUCCAUUCUCAUUCAGUACCUACCGUGGAAGCUAG
Molecule: messenger RNA, 984 nt
Organism: Sphenostylis stenocarpa
Lineage: Eukaryota; Viridiplantae; Streptophyta; Magnoliopsida; Fabales; Fabaceae
Source: the annotation of a GenBank genome assembly